UAAGAAUGUUAGCGAUAAUACUACUUAGUGUUGCCACAUGUUUGGUUUUCCUUUACUUCAAAUAUUCCGAUCGGCCCAAGAAUUUUCCGCCAGGACCAAGAGGCUUUCCUGUGGUGGGCUACCUCCCAUUCUUCGGUACAAAUCCUGGUGAAAGUUUUUAUAAACUAAAAGAAAAGUAUGGUACUGUUGUGUCUGUUCAAGUUGGACGUGAAUAUUGGGUGAUACUGAAUGAUUUCGACACGAUUCACAAUGCUUUAUUGAAAGAAGGGGAAAAGUUCUCUGGGAGGCCGAGCAACUACAUCUUUGAAAUAAUAACAAAAGGAAAAGGACUUGUAGGUGUUGAUUAUGGACCGGCGUGGAAAACGUUGCGGAAGUUUGGCAACCAGGCAUUGAAAGGAUUCGGAGUCGGUAAGAAAAGUAUGGAAGAACACAUUAUUGAAGAAAUUCCCUUUCUGUUGGAAAGCUUGACCAGCUCGGGAAAUAAAACUAUCCAGAUCAAGAUAUCGGAAGCUGUUUGCAACAUUGUUAGUCGAGUCAUAUUUGGUUCUAGAUUUGAAUAUGAAGACAAAAGAUUCAACGACAUCAUUGAAAUCGGGAAUAAAUUUUUUAGCAAUCGUCCUGAAGCAAAAAUUAUACCACUAAUGAUGUUUGCUCCGGAAAUGAGAUUCAUUCCUCCUUUUAAAUCUGCUGUUGCGAAUUUUGACAAAGAGUUUCAACGUUAUCUAGGUUACUUUGCAGACAUCAUAACUGAGCAUGAGGCAAAUUUCAAUGCAAAUGAUAUCAGAGAUUUCAUCGAUGCGUUCUUAUGGGAAAUGAAGGAGAGGGGAGGUGACGAUCCAGUUUUCAAUAAACAAGAGCUUGUUCAAUACAUCAGAGAUUUGAUUGAUGGAGGAACAGGAACUACAGCCAGUACAUUAUGUUGGUCACUGCUGUGCUUUGCCAAGUACCCGGAACAUCAAGAGAAAAUCUAUGAAGAGAUCGCUGCAACUAUUGGUGAAAGUGGAAUACCGUCAAUAGAACAUCAGAGUGACAUGCCAUACACUUGUGCAUUUCUACAAGAAAUAAUGCGCCAUAGGACUGUGCUUCCUAUGGGAGUUCUGCAUAAGACAACAGAGGAUGCUGUAUUAAAUGGAUACGCAAUUCCAAAGAAUACUCCGAUUUUGCCAAACAUGUGGUCAGUUCACUACGAUCAGGUAUACUUUGAAAAUCCGAGAGAAUUUCGGCCAGAGAGAUUCAUCAACCGUGACGGAAAAUUCAUAAAAUCAAGUCACGUGAUUCCGUUUUCACUGGGUCCAAGACAUUGCUUGGGAGAACAUUUAGCCAAGAUGGAGCUGUUCAUAUUCCUCACGGCAAUUGUGCAGAAAUUGAAAAUUUUGCCAGAUCCAAAACAAGCACCGCCUUCGUUUUUUGGUGGCCAUAUCAAUUUGAUUUACGAAGCUCCAGAGUUCCAAGCAAUAUUUUUAGAGCGUUGACACGAUUGCAAAACUCCUAACUCAAAAUAGAACUGAAAUAUGAAAAAUCGGAAUAAAAUUAUGGCCUAACCCUAACCUUGUACACACACUAUGGGAGUACCAUUGCUCGUUCUUAAGUCAAUUCAUAUGUUUAUGUUUUAAUCCAUCAAAAUUCCGAAUUGCGUGAAAAUAAACAUCAUAUUCUCUGA
Styela clava is the source of this 1660-nucleotide messenger RNA. The record is from RefSeq and is a predicted model, not a curated record. Lineage: Eukaryota; Metazoa; Chordata; Ascidiacea; Stolidobranchia; Styelidae.